This is a messenger RNA of Acanthochromis polyacanthus (spiny chromis), 1332 nucleotides long. Its product is annotated as complement factor H-like. The transcript is spliced from 9 exons. NCBI's taxonomy places the organism in Eukaryota, Metazoa, Chordata, Actinopteri, Pomacentridae. The record is from RefSeq and is a predicted model, not a curated record. Bases 133 to 1332 code for a protein of 399 amino acids.
GGAGCUGCCUUGCGUAAUUCAUUGAGCAAUCUCCUUUUCUUCCCUGUGAAACCCACAGCUCCUGCUCUGUUUCACACUGUUUCACUCUGAAGUUUCUACUUGUGCCUGGUGGUUCACGGUAAUGCAGAUAAAAUGCAUGUAAUAACCAACACCUGUGUCCUUUUUUUGUGGAUGCAUCUAGUGACUUUUGUGCAAAGCCAAGGUUGUACACUUCAGGAGUUUAUAGAUGGCCGCCACUAUGACUCAAAUUUUGACAUAACUGGUCUGGAAGCUAGCUACGCUGGUGGAAGGCAGGUGAGAGUGGGCUGCAAUAUUGGCUACACUGGCUUUUUCAAGCUGAUCUGUGUGGAAGGACAAUGGCAGACUAGAGGCAGCAAAUGCCAACCAAAGUCAUGUGGUCAUCCUGGCGAUGCCCAGUUUGCGGAUUUCCAUCUUGAAGAGGGAGACGAUUUUGUUUUUGGGUCAAAGGUUGUAUACACUUGCCACAAAGGCUAUCAGAUGGUCAGUAGGACGAAAUUCCGGCGCUGCAUGGCAGAAGGCUGGGAUGGUGUUGUUCCAGUCUGUGAAGCCCAGCAGUGUCCAGUGAUUCAUGUGGGCAGCAAUGUCCAGGUGAUUGGGGAUCCAGAAGAAGCAAACUAUGGCAAUGUAGUUCGAUUUAGAUGCAAGUCAAGCUCUGAAGUUCUGGAAGGGUCAGCAGAGAUGUAUUGUGAUGAAAACGGACAGUGGAGUGGGACAGAACCAAAAUGCACAGAAAUAAAAUGUACAGUCCCCCGGAUUGAACAUGGUGUGGUGCUUGGAGGUGUCCAAGAGUACAAAGAAAAUCAAGUCCUGAAUUAUCGGUGUGAUCCUCAAUACAAGCGUGCUGAAGAAAGACAAUCAAGAUGCUUGAAAGUGGGAACAAAAGCAGAGUGGAGUCCUACACCUGCAUGUGAAAAAAUAAAAUGUGAAGUGAGACUGCCAGCACUUGAAGGAACACGAUUUGAACCUGCUUCCAGAAGUGUGUUUUUUCCUGAUGACACACUCAGAGUUUUCUGUGGAGAGAAACAUUGGAUUGUGGACUAUCAGACCACCUCAGCACAGACGACUUGCCAAAGUGAUGGAACGUGGAGUAUCAGGCCACUCUGCAAAGAGGUCAUAUGCGACAAUCCACGAGACUCACGUGUGUACAGCUGGGGUGUCAGUUGGUACGAACAGAAAAAACUGGGUGACUCUGUGUAUUACAGGUGUAGAUAUGGUUAUCAGAGUACAAGUAGAACCAAUCAGGCCACUUGCACCAGAGAUGGAUGGACACCAAAACCAUUGUGUAAAGGUACUACUCAGGCUGUAGGCUGA